Molecule: messenger RNA, 2260 nt
Organism: Microplitis mediator
Lineage: Eukaryota; Metazoa; Arthropoda; Insecta; Hymenoptera; Braconidae
Exons: 8
Coding region: 218-2140 (640 amino acids)
Source: RefSeq, a predicted model, not a curated record
CAUUCAGUUAAUUGCAAACCGUGCUGAAGGUGUUGCGUCUCGAUAAAAAAUUUUAAUAAAGUCUGUUUAUUUUUUUUUAUCAUUUUAUUUUUAUAAUUUAUUGUUCAGUUUUAUUGUUUAUUGUAUUUGUAUAUAUAUUUCGUUGCAUAUUCGUUGUUAUUUAUAUUUUCUGUUAUUGUUUAUUUUUUUUGCAAUUUUAUUCAUUUAAAUUGUAAAUAUGUCAAGUCGGAAACCCGGCCGAAGAAGCCGAGAUAAAGUGUCCGACGAAGUAAAAAAAAAAUUAAAAACUUUAUUUGUCGGCGAUAAGAAAAUAAUUAACGGCUAUGCAUUUAAUAUAAAUGAUUAUACCGUGCGAGGAGACAAACCCAUCGCAUUACUCGAUUGCCUGAACCGCAGGAGGUAUUCUUCAACUCCUCCAUUUUUACCCUGUCCAGCUCGAUGUUCGAUGGAUAUUGACGGUAAAAUUGGAGAAGUGGUCAAUACGCAUAAUCACGAAAGGGUUGAGACCUUGGCGGACGAUCGUGCGUUUCAUCACGACCUAAAAAAGUCGUCGUCUAACAGUGGUGAAAACUUGAAAAAAAUAUUUGAUGAUACCCUCAACAGACAUCCCAAGACUCAGCCUGUGUCAUAUGAUACUAAAAAGACAAGCAUGCACAGGGCCCGUCGAAAGGUUGUUCCUCCACAACCCAAAAAUUUCGAGGAGUAUGCCGAGUAUCUGACUCAGGAUCAAUGGACUUCUCUAUUGGCUUACAACAAUGGAAGGUUGGAAGUCAAGAAAGUUGGUUCUGAUGAUGAUACGUCGGUCAUUUUUUACGAUUUGCCUUAUAUGAAAAUGACCCUCAAGAAUGUUGAGAAAGGGGAUUUGGAAUUUUCAGUUGAUUCGACCUUCAACAUAAUUCCGAACUCUAUUAAACCCCGUCAGUUCAUGACUGUUCAAAUAUAUAAGGGAAACCAAGCUCUCACCAAAAACGCAUUUAGGCUAGGUGCACUCUCUAAAAAAUAUAAAAAAAAUUCUGAGGUAGAUGACGUCGAAAAAGAAGUUGAAGAAAUUUUGAGAAAGUUAAUGGCUCUUGCCUAUCUACCAGCGACCUACAUACCCGGCCAACUGUGCCGAAUUAUUGGGAAAAUCAACAACCCCGAAGUGUUUAAAAGAAUGAAGAGAUUUUUAAAUUAUUAUAUUAAGCAAUGGAUAAAAGCGCGAACUCCAGAAGAAUGGUCCCAAUUCCACAAUAAACGGAAAACUAAUAAUGCCACCGAGUCGUGGAACCGUGACCUCAAUUCCAAGUUUGGCAAACACCCGUCAAUCUGGAAAUUUACAACAAAAAUUGUCGAAGAGCAAAACAUUGCUUAUAGAGAAUACUUAGCCAUAAUGGCAUUAAAAAAACCGCAACGGGGGCAAAUUGAAAAUCGCCGCAAGUCCUCAAAGAUCCAAGAUCUAAACAGCCAAUUGACUUCGGGCCUCAUUUCUCCCAGUCAAUUCUUGGAAUUCGCCACGCAACUUAUAACUUUCCGUCGAAGUAAUACAGAUGGUACAGAAGCUGUUGAAAUAAAUGAUGGAGAAAUAAAAAAUGAUGACAAAAAAAUAGAAAAUAGAGAUUCAAUAGACAAUGAAUUAAAUUUACAACAUUCAUCGGAUGAUGAAGAGCAGGUGAAUAUGGACGAUGAAGAAGAAAAGCUGGAAGAAACAGAUGAUGAAGCAGAUGAUGAUGAUGAUGAAGAUGAUAAAGACGUUCCGGUGAAAGCCGAGAUUAUACGGAGAAUCAAAGAAGCAUUUGCUUCUCAUGGCAUUAUCAUGACUGAAGAUUGCUUAGUACAAGAAGUAGAAGAAUUCGGAGAAGAAUUAGUAUAUAUCGGAGAAGAAGGAAUAGAAAUAGAAAAAUUAAUUGAAACAGAAGAAGUCAAAGAAACAGAAGUAGUGAUAGGAAAAGCGCAUGACUACGGUUUAAAUGAAAAAAAAAAUGACAUGCCUUCGACGAGUGCGGAUACAGUGUCUGAAGAAAUAGAUGAAGAGAAUAAAGAGAAUAACAGCAAUGCCGGAAAAAAAAAAUUAAAUAUUAAUAUACAAAAAAAUGAAAUAAUAAAACUAAAAUUUAUAAAAAUGAAAAAUGGAAAAGAAGACCAGUGGGCAAUGAAAAAGUAAAUAAUAUAAAAAAACGCAUCCAAAUAGUUCAUUGUUAUAAUAUUAUUAAUUAAAUUAUUUCUUUUCAAUUUCAUAUAUGUUCAAUUCAUUUAAACUUUGUUAAUAAUAAAAUUGUGAAUU